This is a messenger RNA of Pipistrellus nathusii (Nathusius's pipistrelle), 455 nucleotides long. The record is from the annotation of a GenBank genome assembly. Lineage: Eukaryota; Metazoa; Chordata; Mammalia; Chiroptera; Vespertilionidae.
CGCUUGCUGAAAGCUUGGCUCACCAAAAAAGAAGAGGCGUUAAAUAACAUCCAGACGAGGAACUUUAGAGACCAAAAGGAGCUAAGCAUCAGUGUUCGGCGCCUGGCUAUUUUGAAGGAAGACAUGGAAAUGAAGCAUCAAGCAUUGGACCAGCUGAGUGAGAUUGGCCAGGAUGUGGGUCAACUACUUGAUAACCCUAAGGCAUCCAAGAAGAUCAACACUGAUUCUGAAAAACUGACUCAGAGAUGGGAUUCUCUGGUUCAGAGACUAGAAGAUUCCUCCAGCCAGGUGACUCAGGCUGUAGGAAAGCUGGGAAUGUCCCAAAUUCUUCAGAAGGACCUUUUGGGGACUGUUCACAUAGGAGAACAAGUAACCACCAAAAGGUCUAAGCAAGAACUGCCUCCUCCUCCGCCAAAGAAGAGACAGAUCCCUGUGGAUAUGGAAGCUAAGAAAAA